AUGCCCUCGUCAGGAUCGGAAUCCAAGGGCCCAAGCCGGGCCCGCCUUCUCAGCGAGGGCACGCCGGAGUGGAUCGAGCAAUGGAGCCCCGAGGUGUUCCGCAAGGUCGGCUACGGAAUGGCGGCAGGGGUGGUGGCGACGGGGGCGCUCGGGGGUCCGUUGACGGGCCUUGUCGCGGCGGUGCCGGUAGCCGGGUACUGGUGGCUGGGCCUCCGAGACCUGAAGCAGGAGUCGAGCACCCUCAAGCGCAACUUUCCGGUACUGGCCAACAUCAGGUUCCUGCUGGAGUCGAUCCGGCCGGAGAUUCGUCAGUACUUCAUCGAGUCGGACAGCGAGAGCGUGCCCUUCUCGCGCGCCCACCGCUCCGUCGUCUACGCUCGCGCGAAGGGCUCCUCCGACACCCUGCCUUUUGGCACCCGCAGGGACCUCUACAAGGAAGGGUACGAGUGGAUCUGCCACAGCAUGUACCCGGCGAAGCCGUCGAACGUGGAGCUGAGGGCCACUGUCGGCGGCCCCCUAGUCACGCAGAAGUACUCGGCCGCGCUGCUCAACGUCAGCGCGAUGUCGUACGGGGCUCUCAGCGAUAACGCCAUCCUCGCGCUCAGCAGCGCCGCGAAGGCGGGCAGCUUCUACCACAACACCGGGGAGGGAGGCAUCUCGCGCUUCCACCUGGAGGGCGGGGGGUCUCUGGUGUGGAACGUGGGCACGGGGUACUUCGGCUGCCGCGGGGAGGACGGAAAGUUCGACCCGGAAAAGUUCCGAGAAAAUUCCACAAGGCCAAACGUCAAGAUGAUCGAGAUCAAGCUCUCGCAGGGAGCGAAGCCGGGGCACGGAGGAAUCCUCCCGGGGGCAAAGGUGACACCUCUCAUCGCCGAGGCGCGAGGGGUCAAGGUCGGGCAGGAUUGCAACUCCCCCCCGCUGCACUCGGCGUUCGGCGGGCCCAGGGGGCUCGUAGACUUCGUGGACCAGAUGAGGGAGCUGUCCGGGGGGAAGCCCGUCGGGGUUAAGAUGUGA
Molecule: messenger RNA, 1014 nt
Organism: Ectocarpus siliculosus
Lineage: Eukaryota; Phaeophyceae; Ectocarpales; Ectocarpaceae
Source: the annotation of a GenBank genome assembly